GCGGAAGAAAAGCAGGAGAAGCGAAGGGGGAGAGGAGGUGGAGAAUGUGACAACUGCUGGAUGCGGACAGAGUGUGUGUGGCUGGCUACACUGCCUUUAGGGAGGCCUCGGCUCUUGCACCUGUCCCUCUCCGUCUCCGCGGCCAGGCGCAGUUUGGGCGAGAGCGACGCUCCUUUUUAUUUAUCAGGCAGGGCGCACAGCGGCGGAGGCGCACACACACGAGACUGUACGCACAUACACAGGGCAGGCAGGCAACAUGACUUCAUCCUACAAUCUGGAUUUUCUGCCCGAUAUGAUGGUGGAGAGCCGCCUGCUUGUUCCCGGAGACAGAAUUAACGGCACGGCCGGGAAGAUGAACGGGGCGCUGGAGCAUUCGGACCAGCCGGACCCGGACGCCAUCAAGAUGUUUGUGGGCCAGAUCCCGCGCUCCUGGUCAGAGAAGGAGCUGAAGGAGCUGUUUGAGCCGUACGGAGCCGUCUACCAGAUCAACAUACUCCGAGACCGCAGCCAGAACCCUCCACAGAGCAAAGGCUGCUGUUUUGUCACGUUUUACACAAGGAAAGCUGCCCUUGAAGCCCAGAAUGCACUGCACAACAUAAAGACCUUAACAGGGAUGCACCACCCUAUUCAAAUGAAACCUGCAGACAGUGAGAAAUCUAACGCGGUGGAAGACAGGAAGUUGUUCAUCGGCAUGGUGUCGAAGAAGUGCAACGAGAAUGACAUCCGGGUCAUGUUCUCUGCCUUCGGUCAGAUCGAGGAGUGCCGAAUCCUGAGAGGGCCCGACGGACUGAGCAGAGGUGUGUGUCGCUCCGACUCACUUCCAUCCACACGAUGUGCGUUUGUCACGUUUUCCACCAGAGCUAUGGCACAGAAUGCAAUCAAAGCCAUGCACCAGUCUCAGACUAUGGAGGGCUGCUCGUCUCCCAUCGUGGUGAAGUUUGCCGACACGCAGAAGGACAAGGAGCAGCGGCGUCUGCAGCAGCAGCUGGCGCAGCAGAUGCAGCAGCUCAACAGUGCGACCACCUGGGGCAGCCUGACGGGCCUGGGUGGCCUCACCCCGCAGUAUCUGGCUGUAAGGAGAGCCGCCGCGUCGCCCACCAUCACCUCCACCCCUUACUACAGCCCCAUGGCCAACGCCGCCGCAUUGCUCCAGCAGGCCACCUCCUCCAGUAACCUGGGAGCCUUCAGCGGGAUCCAGCAGAUGGCCGGUAUGAGUGCUCUGCAGUUGCAGAACCUGGCCACUUUAGCAGCGGCGGCGGCGGCGGCCCAAAACUCAGCCAGUCCCUCCAACGCAAACCCCCUGUCCGCCAACGUCGCCUCCCUGGGAGCGUUGGGCAGCCCAGCACCGGGCACAACAGCCAGCUCCAACGCCAGCGCCAUGAACUCUCUGACCUCUCUCGGCACCCUGCAGGGCCUGGCAGGCGCGACUGUGGGCCUGAACAACAUCAAUGCACUAGCAGUUGCUCAAAUGCUCUCAGGUAUGGCGGCUCUUAACGGAGGCCUGGGUGGCGCAGGGCUGAGCAACGGGACGGCAGGCACCAUGGACGCGCUGACGCAGGCUUACUCAGGGAUCCAGCAGUACGCCGCCGCAGCGCUGCCCACCCUCUACAGCCAGUCCCUGCUGCAGCAGCAAGGGGCCGCCGGCAGCCAGAAAGAGGGUCCCGAAGGUGCCAACCUGUUCAUCUACCACCUGCCCCAGGAGUUUGGAGACCAGGACAUACUGCAGAUGUUCAUGCCUUUCGGAAAUGUGGUCUCUGCCAAAGUCUUCAUCGACAAACAGACGAACCUUAGCAAGUGCUUCGGCUUCGUCAGCUACGACAAUCCAGUGUCGGCACAGGCAGCCAUCCAGGCCAUGAACGGCUUCCAGAUCGGCAUGAAGCGGCUGAAGGUGCAGCUGAAGCGCUCCAAGAACGACAGCAAACCGUACUGAUCUUAGCUCUAGGGUCUAUCUGCUCCCCAUGUUAGCACUGCUAGGAACAACCCAUCUCCAUGCCUGUUAGCUCAUCGUUUGCCUAGCAUGUCUCCGUGGCGUCCAAAAAAAAAAAAACUUUAAACAAAAACAAAAACAAAAAAUCCCCGCCAAAAAAAAAAAAGUGUCAUCGUCCUCCUCCUCCCCCCCCCCCCCUCCUCCUCCGUCAUUGUUUUUUCUGAUGUCUUUUCCGAGCUCACCUGAUCAUAACCUGGUUCUCCUCCUCCUCCUCCUCCGCCUACUGACCUUUUGAACUUUGAACCUUUCGCUUUUUUGGACUUUUAUGAUUUUUUCGUUGUUUUCUUUGCAUGUGACCUCAUUUGGAUCUGUUUUUGUCGGGAGGGUUUCAGGGAGGGACGUGGGAGAGGGGGUGGGCGAGAAAAUGAAUCAAUGUGAAAAAGAUAUAAAGCUGCAUUCAUAUGAAAAACAAAAAAGACUGAGAUUUUUAUGGAAAAACAAGUGUGCUUUUUGGAAGAAAAAAAAACAACAACCUGUGGCAAAGUGAUUUCCAUUCAGUAUGUUUUCCUGCAUUUCUUCUUCUUCUUCUUCUUCUUUAUGUCCGUUUUUGUUUUUCCUUUUCUUCUUCGUUUAAAGUAAACUUGAAAGUUCACUACAGGAAUUGGCGCGUCAUCUUGCUUCUGGCGCCGAUGAAAAACAGUCCGCCAGAAGCAGUCGGCGCCAGUUUCUCUGAAAAAUAAGACUACUUCCAAACAGUUUUGAAUAAAAACUGUCUGAUCAAUAUUAGACUCUCAGAGCUCUCCAAUGGUUUUUACAUUUUUCAGGCAGUGUAAAGUUUUUUGAUAAGGCCAUUUUAAGUGGCUCUGUUUCUCAUUCAAAGUCUAUAUAUAGAACCACUUUUUUCUAGAGUAGUUUAAAGGUAAAAAUAAAAAAAAGACAUUUGCCCUGUUUGGGUGGGAGAAAUGCUACCUACUUGUGUCACCUUUUGCUGAACUGACUCACAGAUAGACAAUCCGUGGUUUAAAUGCACAUGAUGAAAUGACCUAUAUUUUCUACUGUUUAAAUGUAUAGAGGAAAAAAAAAUACUAAGAUACCUGUAACCUGCGUUAACGUCGGUGCUUCUCGUGAGUUUAGUUGUGGUUUCAUCACAAGUCUAACGGUCUUAAAUGUCUCAUGUUUUUCAAGAGAAGACUAAAAAAUCAGUUUACUUGAACAAUAGACAAAGCCUUUCAUAUUACUAUAAUACUUUUCUUUCUGUUUCUUCUUGUGUUAAGGAGUCCCUAUUUGCUAAAUUUCUUGUUGGUUAAUUAGCUAUAUAAAAUUCCUAAAAAUAUAUAUAAAUAUAAAUAUAUCUAUAUAUAUAUAUAAUGUCAGCUUGUGGAGCAUCAAUGUCAUUAUUAUUUUAUUUCUCUCGUGGGAAACAAUAUUUAGAUGUGUUUUGUUGUUCGGCAAAAUGUCUUAUAAAGAAAAAAAGACAAGAUCAGUGGAGUUUAGUGCCAAAUUCUGAAGGUACUUCCUGCCUAGCGCGUCAGUGUAUUUCUUGUGAAAUUAUUUGAUAACAUGGGUAUUUUAUUAUAAGUGUUUUGUAUGGAUCCCUCAUAUUUAAAAUAUAGAUUUAAAAAAGAGUUUGUUAACUUGCUAUUCUGUGGUCUUGUUGCCUGAAAAUGUCAUGUUUGCUUUUUUUCUUUGUAAAGAUGUAAAAAAAAAAGUGCCCAUGUGUCAUAUAUAUAUAUCUAUAUACACGCACACACGGACACACACACACACAUUCUCGUGCAGACCUCACAGUUUACUUUCUUGUUGUGCAUGAGAGCCCCUGAGUGUGAACGCCUCCACAGCGACCGCUACCGCCCGCCAGCGUGCACUCACACUUUAAAGCGCGCGCGCACGAGAAUCACGCACUGAUGUUUUUAGCCAUUGUACAGCCGUCUUAUUCAUCAAAGCCUUACCACAAAUCUUUGCACUGCUGUUCUCUCUCUAUUAGUAUCUCGCACACACACACACACACACACACACACACAUCAGGCUCCACUACGUAUUGUUUUGUUUUCUAGCACACUGUCCCGCCGCUCAGCCGAAAACAUCGAGGUGAGAGUCAUACGCCUUAUUUCUCCAAAUUCUCUUAUCCCUUCUGUCGGCUUCAAAGCGUUUCUGAGUCGCAGCCACGGCGAGCAUCAUUACUGUUGUGUAUCGCCUCAGACGAGCACGCUUCGCCUCCCUGAUGUAAGCACAGGGCGAGACUUGCCCGCUCACAAAACGAACCUCUGAAGACAAGAAAAAGCACACGCCGCCAUCGGACGGUCGAGAGUUUUGACUUCUUAUCCUUUGGCGUCUUUUCUAUGUGGUUGUGAGACUUCUCCAUGUGUGAGUCUUGUGGUGUAAUGGGCCAAAAUCAUGUUUAGAUGCCAAAGUGUGUUAUUGACAUUCUCAUAGUCGAGCCGUUUACAUGGCACAGUGUUGUCGGUCCACUGCCCCCACCCCCUCCCUGAAAGCCUAGUUUACGGUCUGCAAAAAAGGCAGCAUUAUUUUCUACAGAAGCUCACCAGUCGCCUUAACCAGGGAGCGUUGUACCAGUAUUAUAAAGAGUAGGACAUGUUGUCAGUCAGUGGUGUGUGCCAAGUCCAGGUUCACGUUUGUGUACAGUUAACCCUCCACGUGUCAAAGUCCGGGUUUCGCUCUUCCGCCAUUUCGUCCGAUCAGACGGAGCAGAGAGGCUGAAAUGGCGGUUGAAGGAAGAGAGAGAGAGAGGACGCCGCUCUCCCUCUGCUUGUUGUCUCCGAGGCUAACUGGGGUUAUUAGAAGCGGGGCUGUGUGGAGAGACGUAUUAUUGAAAUAGCGACAGGGGAAAUAAAGCGCUUGUUGCUUGAGAGGAAGGGUCACGUCCGCACGUCCUCGCAGGCGAAACACCAGCCGAGAUGAAGCUUUCAUUAUCCUCUCAAAGACCCAAUACCAAACUUCACGUGAUCUCAUGGAGGGAGGCGAGCAGACUUCUCCUAAAUGCAGUACACACAUGAGCAGUGCCACAAACAGCCAUAACUACCUGUAUGAAAGCUGGACAGGAAGUCCAAUCGGUGUUAACCGACCACGUUUCUGACCGGCGCGUGUGCAGGUUCCCACGUCACAACCGCGGCAGCGCAUCCUCAUGUCGUCACCUCGCUCUCGCACAAUCUCACGUAACCUUUUAUUCGUUAAGUGCGGAGGCUCACGGCGCGCUACUUUACACGGCUGUGUGUGUGGUUACUUUUUUAUUUUUAAAUGUCCCCCCCCAAAAAAACAAACUAUGUUGCCAAAUCUCAACGAGUCGCACGCAGCCUGACGCCGCACGGUCGAGCGUGAAGCAUCUCGUCUUUGUGUCAAUGUCGAAGCACAAGAGGGUCGUAGACGCAGAGUUCCCUGUGGAGCGGCUCACCUCAGGGGCCGUCAUCGCCGAUGCUCGUUGUAAUCUUUCUAUCUCGUCACUGUUCACUUCUCUGUUCUCCUUCUUUCUUAAUUAUCUUAAGUGCUAUUUAUCAAACAAUGAAAUCUGAAAGGAAAAAAAAAGUGUUGUUUCUUUGCAUUAUGGCUGAUGUCAAGUUUUUUGGGAGGAAACAAUGUUUUGUGUGUUCUCUCUUUCCGUGCCGUGAAACAAGAGCUUGUUGUCUGUAGAAAUUAUCCACUUUUUCCUUUUUUUGUUAUUGUUGCUUUUCUUUUUUGGUUUCUUUUUUUUUAAUUCUCAACAAGGUAGAUUCAAAGUUCUUGUCUUGAGAGAAGCCAAAGUCGAUGCAUUUCAGUGGAUCCUGUAAGCGUGAUGUAUGUUUGUUUGACAACACUUGGAAAUCUGUCACCGGAUGGGAUUUAAAAAGUACACAAAAUGCAGGCUUUCCUAUUUCUACAACUGAUUGUACUUAUGCAUUUUGUACCAGUGGAGUUUUUUAUACUGGAGAUUAAAGGAUACAACAAAAAAAUCUUAGAAAAAAAAGCUGUGUGGCCUGGUGGUGUGGCCCGACUCGUCCCCGAGUGUGAUUUCUAGCUGGCAUCAAGAGAGUUGGCUUUUGAUAUAAGAUUUUCUAGAAGAUCUUUGGCUUUAUUUCUUUCACUUCUUUUUCCUCACGUGAGUGUUGUUCUUUCUUUCUGCCUUCCUUUUCCGUUCUUUCUUUCUUUUUCCGAAAAACAGAGUGUAGGUGAGUGUCAGAUCUUUCAUUUUUGCUUUUUAAAUAGUUCUAGCAAGUUUGUCUAUACAACAGCGGUAAGUUUCAUUUGACUUCUGUAUUGUGCCGUCUACACGAUAAGACAAUUCUAGAAAAAGAAGGAAUAGAAAUAUUUAGUCACCUUCAGUGGAUUAAUGUAUUAGUUUAAUAAAGAGAUCAACUAAUUAGAAACUUUUUGCUUUUAGCUGUUUAGAUUUCUCCGGUUUCUCUGUCCUUCUCUGUGAACUAACUGUGUAGCUGAAGCAGUCAGAAUUAUUUUUGUAAACGUAUGUUCUUGUGUGAUGCAGUUUUUUGCUUCUGUCUCCUAUAUUAAACCAUUUUUCCUAAUA
Molecule: messenger RNA, 6443 nt
Organism: Cottoperca gobio
Lineage: Eukaryota; Metazoa; Chordata; Actinopteri; Perciformes; Bovichtidae
Gene: celf2
Product: cugbp, Elav-like family member 2
Exons: 14
Coding region: 257-1930 (557 amino acids)
Molecular function (GO): RNA binding
Source: RefSeq, a predicted model, not a curated record